AAGCAAGCGCAGCUGGAAGCCAACUUCGGCCGCAAGGUCUACUUGGGCACCGGGAAAAUUGAGAUCUCCCGGGGCGGGUUUACGACGCUGACAAUGAAUGCAGCCAGCUCCCCGUGGUUUCAGGUGGCUGUGGGCACCAAAGGGUCGCUCACGCGGCAAUGGCUCCGUCUUCAGACCUCGGGCGAUCUCUUAUACAUCACGCCGCAGGAUGCGCUGGCUCCUUCGGGAGGCUGUGUGCGGAUAAAGCUUCUUGACCAGGCCAUUGUGGAUGCAGAUGGGUAUCCCUAUGAACAAGAUCCUUUCGUGCCGUACUCUUUCGAAUCCUGUGUGGAAGACUACCAGCCGCCGGAGUUGCGUAGUUCGGAUCCCCCAAACAAUGCGGCGGGGGUUGAGCUGAUGCCGACUCUACGCCUAAACUUCGACGAGGAGGUCCGACUCGUUGAUCCCACCACGGCAGCAGCGACGCUGUCGGCGAAGACGGUCCCCGCCGCCGGGGGCAGCAUCCCGCCGACGCAGAUCAUCGACCUCAAUCCGGCGAUGCUGCGAGUAUGGGACCCAAACACGGGUGCAACG
This is a messenger RNA of Symbiodinium necroappetens, 573 nucleotides long. The record is from the annotation of a GenBank genome assembly. Lineage: Eukaryota; Dinophyceae; Suessiales; Symbiodiniaceae.